Messenger RNA from Schistosoma rodhaini, 541 nucleotides. Lineage: Eukaryota; Metazoa; Platyhelminthes; Trematoda; Strigeidida; Schistosomatidae. The record is from the annotation of a GenBank genome assembly.
AGUGAUAUUCUCACACUACUGAUAGUUUGGAAAAUCUACUUACACAAGACUGAGGUAACUAAUUAGUUUACACCAUUUGAUGACGAAAUAGCACCAUAUUGGCAUGUAAUACACGAGCGCGCGCUUUAAAUACUUCGGCUUAGUUGGUCUUUGCGACAUGUCGGGAGGUAGCAGUGUGCCUGAUUCGGCGUUCACUGGUUGGAAAUACUAUUUUAAUUCUUACACCUUGAAAGGCCGUUUUAAUAUAGUAAUGGCCAAUUAUGCAAUACUGUUCGCGGGCAUCGCAAUUUGGCGAAUGAGGUCAAAAAAGAAAAAAGCCCUAGAAAAAGAUGGGACCUGAUGAUAUUUUGGAGUAGAAUAGAAGGCUUCCAUAAAUUAGCAUUCGUGUAACCAGUUGCGUCUUGUACUACCGAAAUAGAAAAUUUUUAGAAAUACAAUUGGUGUUCUCUAUGAUUCAAGGACUGAUCUUUUUACUGUUUUUACGAGCUUGCAUACCAUCUGUUGAUUCAUUCAUUUAGUUGGUUGCAACAGCUGCCUCGUG